Molecule: messenger RNA, 2055 nt
Organism: Racocetra fulgida
Lineage: Eukaryota; Fungi; Glomeromycota; Glomeromycetes; Diversisporales; Gigasporaceae
Source: the annotation of a GenBank genome assembly
AUGCCCGGAACCGAGAUGUUAAAUGAAUCAUACGAAGUAAAUGAAUCAUAUGAAGUAACUGAAGUAAAUGAGCAGGAAGGUUUACCGACGGAUGUAGCAAGUAUUCUUCCUUUAAUGCUCCAAGCUCAAGAUCUUGUCAGUAAACUCGAAAGUCGAGUAUAUGAACUGGAAAAUGACCUUGAGACCAUAAAUGAAGCCCAUGAACAUGAACGAGAUCAAUUACUCCAAGAAAUUGGUGAAAAAGAUGAAUAUAUUCAUAAUUUAAAAACCAAAGCUAGUCGUCUUGAGUUUGGAGCUAGGGAGGCCAUAAUUGUUCUGUCAAGAACUGUAGAAAUGCUUAAAGCACAAAGCCUUGAAGAAGAAGAAGAAGUUAGCAAGGACGAUGACGAUAAUGCUACAGCAGUAGAAUCAACUGAUUUGGAAGGACAAUUCCUAGAUAGUAUUAAAUUAUGUUUAAAUUAUUUAAAAUGUACUCAAAAUAAUCAAGCACCAAAAUACUCCAAGAAAUCGUUAUCACCAGUACGGCGUGAUUCGAAACUUCAACCAUCUAAUGAUGAUGACUAUGAAUCUGAUCACAGGGUUGAAAUUGUUGCUCCUCAACUUGAUCCUCUACCUAAUAACAUUGUACCUAAUCACGAUGUGCAAAAGGAAGAAGUAAACGAUGAUUCCAUAGAAAAUGAUGUAAAUAAUAGGCUUACGGUUCAUCAUAAUAAUUCAAGGAGAGAAUCUUUUAGUGGCAGCCAAGUUUCGCUGGACGAUGUAUCCGAUCUUUCUGAAUAUGAUUUAGAUGAAGAAGGGGAGCGAGAAAGACGCGAAGAAUAUCGAUCCAUUCGAAGAAGGUCAAUUGACAGUGAACUAGAAGAAGGUGAGCGAGAAAGACGCGAAGAAUAUCGAUCCAUUCGAAGAAGGUCAAUUGACAGUGAACUAGAAGAAGGGGAGCGAGAAAGACGCGAAGAAUAUCUACUCAAAUUUAAUAAUCAUGCAACAAAUACUUUUCAUAAGAAAUUUGAAGAAAUCGAAGAUGAAAUUGAUCAACAUGUUGAAGAACGUGCAUAUCUUAAACGUGAUCUUUCGGCAUUAGCAUUAUCUCUUGCGGAAGAACAAACUCUUCGUUCUCAAAUUCAAACCAGUAAAGAAAGCUUAGAACAAGAAAUAGAUGAAUGGAUAAAUGCUAUGUUUGAGAAAGUUAAUCAAAUGGUGUUUGAUGAAGCCAAUACACGUGAAGAAUUGGAAUGCCUAAACAGAGAGACUAAAGGAAAAAUGGAUAAUUCAUUAAAAUCAUCUGAAAGCAGACGUAUUUAUAUUGACAGUAUAGUUUAUGAAGAAUUCCAAGAAUAUGUAAAGUCACUUACAAAUUCUACUAUGCCCACGAGUUCUACUCCUACACAUCCAUUCAUGAAACGUUGCAUGAAUGAAGAUAUCCAACCGUGCUUAUUUGAAGGACAUACAGGAUGGAAAUCACCAUUUUAUAAAAGACGUUUGUUAGAUGCUAUUAUGAAAAAUCAAUGCGAAAUUCAAAAAAUACAUUAUAAUUAUUCAAGUUCCGUUCAAAGUACACCUAACACCAGCCAAAUGAGCAGUUCAACAUCGAAUACACGACAGAACAAUUAUAAUGAACCACCACAAGCACCAAAACUUAAAUGUGGUCUCUGUGGUCAUGUUAGAAGUUGUGAUUUCCGCAUGCGAAUUGUUGGAGCGGAUGUUGCAGUACCACCAUCGACAACCACAACUUCAUCAUCACGUUUUUCGAGCAUAGGAAGUCCAGGAUGGAUUCCACUUGAUAGAUUCUGUCGGGAUCGUAUUGUUGCGGUGUGUGAUUUCUAUACCUAUAUUUCACAUUUGCGUAAAGGAUUACUUGUCAAUUCACCAGUAUGGGGAAUGUAUAAGCAAUGUCUCAAAUAUCGCAGAAGAAUGAGCAUGGCACGCGUUGGUAGUGUGAGCAUGUUUGAAGAGGAAGAUGCUAUUAUUAAUGAAUGUUUAAACAAUUCUGAAAUGGAAGGAAUGGUCGUGCUUGUUCUUUUAUGUAUCAAAUUGCUGAUCGACUACCUUCUAUAG